AUGCCAAAUUCUCUUACCCGGAAAGCUGGACUGAAGCUCGGUCCCAUCGUCUUAGAAACUCUGGUUAAGCACUACUUUGACAGAAUCAGAAAGGAGAGUGUGCAUGGCGGAAAGGCUGUAACUCAGUUGCGACAGGACGAGCUCUUGUAUGACGAGGCUUUCAACAUUGUAAAGAAAUUUCUUGACGCUGCAUCGUAUGGUAGUCACACCGUAGAAGAAGUGCAGGCUUUUUCCAACACCCGAACACCUUCACCUCCCUGGGUUCAUUCUGUCAGACUACUUGUCCCAAUCUCUUGCUGUGACGAAGCUGCAGCUUAUCUUAUCAAAGCACUCGGUGGAGAUGAUAUUGCUAAACGAAUUGUAGGUGUUGUCGCUGUCAGUGUUGAUGCAGAAUGGAUCACUGCUCGAAAGGACUGGCGAGAAGCAAAAAAACGAACUAAAGCCUACGAAAAACAAAAGAAAUCUUCCACCGAUCCUUCUCCCAAGGGUAAAAGUGAUACCGACUUAGAAGGGGAGGAGCCAUCAAACGGAACUGACACAUAUAACGAGGAAAUGGAUGAGAUGCGUUGUAUACUGUAUGCUCACGGAGGUGGAUACUAUUUUGGUAGCAUUGAUCAAGAGAGAUACAGUAUCCAGCGUCAUGCAAGAAAGAUCAAUGGCCGUUAUCCUUUCCCUUGUGCGAUUCAAGAUCUUCUAGCCGCGUACCUUUUCCUGAUCAGGCCCCCGCCUGAUGCAUCACAUCGACCAGUGAAACCAGCUCAUAUCGUCGUUGCAGGAGAUUCUGCCGGUGGCGGGCUCACUCUCGCUCUACUACAAGUCAUUCGUGACACGGGGCUUCCGAUGCCCGCUGGAGGUGUUCUCGUUUCCCCGUGUAUUCACACCAAUACUGCCACGGAUGUCAUUCCCGUAUAUGGACUUUCAAUGCAAAAACCUAGCCCCCUGUGGCCUCCACCGUCUGAUGAACUGACUAGUCGCGUUCAUGCAAGACUGCGAAGUCGUAUUCGUCAGAUGGUUCGAUUGGACCUCGGUGGCAAAGACAUGGGUAUCGAUUCACAGAGUGACAUUGCAUCUCAAUGGAAAGCAGGCUCAAAGUUUAGCCUUUCAGAAGAUAGAGAGAAGUCAGGACCUUCAGAUAUGCCAGUUGACAUAGGGGCUACGGCUUCUCUCCCCCCUGCUGAUUCAACAGCGAAUCAAACUAUACGUUUAGUCACGAAGUCCGGUGAGACUUUGACCAUAGACCAGCAAAUACACUUGUAUGCCCAAAAUGGGUUGAUAGGGCAUCCCCUCGUCAGUUCUGCCCUUUCCUACCUCGGAGGACUGCCUCCUUUGCUCUUUAUUGCCAGUGACAAGGAGGUCCUUAGGGACGAAAUCAUUUAUACGGCACAUAAAGCAGCAAAUCCAUCUAAGUUUCCCCUGAGUAACAAUGCUCGGGAGCUAUGUCCUACUCUUGUUGGAAUUGAGGGCCGUUAUGGGCCAACAUCUGUUCACUUGCAGGUCUACGAUGAUACUGCUCACGUUUUGCCGGUUCUAUUUUCUUUCACUACUCCCGGGAAAUUUUGUUACCGAGCGAUCGCAACGUUUUGCAAGCAUGUCACAGGAAUGACUGCUGGGCCUCAAAGUCCUGGAGGACUGAACGGGAUGCAGUUUUUAAAUAUGACGCCAUCCCAGGUUAUGCAGAAUAAUUCCCAAGAGGCAAGCCCUGGCGAGAAAUCUUCUAGCAAAUUUUUGUCCCGUGCUCUCUCGAUGUCAGACCUUGCCAAUCGCGUACAGCGAGGUCGGAAUGUGCGACAGAACACGGUUGAUUCUGUCAUGCUUCCUCGCCCCAAGAGCUCCUUGAAGAGGUCAAUGUCUCGCGCAGCUUCCGUCUUCCGUGGGAAUCCAACACGCACAUCAUCUCCAGCUUUCGGAGCAUCCCCACUGAGCACUCCCGCAUUAGAGGUUCCUCCCAUAGACAGUUCCGAGCCCGACGGUCCGCGGGGCCGCAGUGUGUCCUCCUCCGGUGCCAAUGAACCCCAGUAUGCUGGUGAAGCAACUGUGUACCAUGAUGCUGACGGUGUUCCAUCAUGGAAAGAAGGAAUGAUUCGUGAGCGCGUUUCUACGCGGGGCGUCAUUCGACCUCUGGAGGCCGAAAAUGAACUGGAUGCAUUUCAUGUUCCUCCGGAUAUCAUCGGAGUUCUAUCGGAACUGGCCGUGCGACGCUACAUUGAAGGCAAGACUAAAUUUGACAAAAAGUUCGCGGGCGCGAUGAAUACUAUAGAAAAACAACGUUCACGCAACCUCGAGCUUGCCAAGAAGGACAUAUACAGGAACAUGAGUCAGCUGCAAGGUUCACUAACACUGCCCGAGAGUAAGGACGAUGGGAAGGAGAAACGUAAGCCCGGGAACAAGGGCAUCAAGGAAGGAUUGAAAGCUGCUUCGGGGAGCUGGAGUUGGGCGUGGGCACUUGACGCAGACGAAAGGCCGCCCCCAAGCAGCAUCGUCUCGAGGCGAGAUACGGAGGAAGCUCGUCGUUUGGCUCGCAUUGCGGACCAGGCGGUCUUACAGGAGGAUAGCCAGUUAAGCGCGAACAAUCUUUGGUCACUCGUUGUCAAUUUUUUGUCUGUGACACCGGAUAAAAGCAAGCACUCGUCGCGAGAAAAUGCGGUACCGAGCUCACCUGUUAUGGAGGAACAAGAACUAGUAAAUAACCCACUUCGUUCGGAUUCGGAGAAUGCAGGAGGACCAUCUCUAAAGCUAUGACGGGUUUGUUCCCGCGACGUUAACUAUUAUAGAACAUAUUUACUUGUCGUAUGUAUCACCCUCCCCUAUUUUCAAGUAGCAUUAUGAAGUCAUAUAGCGAGCACUAAUUACCCUACGAGGACCUGGAAAAAAAGAGACCUGAGGCAUAUUUUGUACAUACACCAGCGUGGUGGCGUUGUCACCCGCGGGUAUGACUAUGACCACCACGAUGCAUAAUAGCACAGUACACUACUUUCAGGCUCCUCACGAACUGAUAAUAGCAAGAUAACCUCACACUCUACAGAAAAUACAAUCGUGGAGGCUCGGAAAUAUAUCUGCAGGUUGUCGGUGAGACAUUUUCACUUGACAGUUUGAUUGACCAGCCGAAAACAAGGGAUUGUCAAUUUCUGCAUCUAUCACGAUCGCCAUAUCCAAGUUCUGUUUACCUCGAACCUGGAUAUGCCAAUAAUGAAUCGGCUCUUUACCCGGAUCAACGUUGUGGAGCUUGCGCACAAGGACUCUCUUCUCAUAUGUUCUCAUCCACUCUCUGUCGGCAUAACAAGGUUCAGACAUGUGACAAACUGCAGGCACUGUGGCCGACCUAACUACAGAAGAGCCGGUAAUAGCUAUGAGAAAGGUGCAAAUAUACUUGGUUUCCAAUUUUGAUUGUCGUGAACUUGUAUAAAAGUCAGCGUACAACGACAUGCUUUCCUCAGCUUAGGUUCAAUAAUCACAGCUACUACUCAAAUCUCAAAAGAUGUUCCUCUCACUCGCAUUCGUCUCUGGUCUCAUCGCCCUUGCCAAGGGUCAGACAACUCUUUCCGGUCAAUACGACUGUGUGACUCAGGGUGACUACACUCUCUGCAACAACCAGUGGGGUAUCGCUGACGGGACUGGUUCCCAAAACGCCACCCUCAUCAGCACCUCCGGCAACGACAUCUCCUGGUCCACCACCUGGGCAUGGGCUGACAACGAGAACGAUGUCAAGACCUACACCAAUGCCGCGUCCACCACUGCCAAGGGCAUGUUGCUCAGUGACAUCGCUACGGCUCCCACGGCCUGGGACUGGGACUACGUGACCCAGUCUAGUGACAUUCGUGCUGAUGUUUCCUAUGAUAUCUGGAUCGGUACCACCGCUGAUGGUGCUCAGGCUUCCGCUGACUCGUCCUACGAAAUCAUGAUCUGGCUCUCUGGUCUCGGUGGUAUUCAACCCGUCGGCUCUCUCGCCACCUCUGAUGUCUCGCUUGCUGGUUACACCUGGAACAUCUGGACGGGUCCCAACUCCAACUGGGAGACCAUCUCGUUCGUCAGCCAGGAUGGAAACAUUAACGACUUCGAUGUCGACCUCAACGACUUCUUCACCUACCUCAUUGACAACGAGGGUGUUUCCUCUUCUCUCUACCUCCAAUC
Serpula lacrymans var. lacrymans S7.9 is the source of this 4128-nucleotide messenger RNA. RefSeq lists its product as uncharacterized. Lineage: Eukaryota; Fungi; Basidiomycota; Agaricomycetes; Boletales; Serpulaceae. Gene Ontology annotation, molecular function: hydrolase activity. Bases 1 to 2739 code for a protein of 912 amino acids. The record is from RefSeq and is a predicted model, not a curated record. The transcript has 21 exons.